Molecule: messenger RNA, 3090 nt
Organism: Labrus mixtus (cuckoo wrasse)
Lineage: Eukaryota; Metazoa; Chordata; Actinopteri; Labriformes; Labridae
Product: CD209 antigen-like
Exons: 7
Coding region: 171-1571 (466 amino acids)
Source: RefSeq, a predicted model, not a curated record
UGGCCACACACUGGCGAUCCUCUAGCAUAAGAACAUUGCUUUUGCAGGGUGAAGUAACAGGGAGCCAAUCAUUAGCCUGUAUUUUACUUUCUGACUGCUGAAAACACCAUUUCUUUAAAUAUCUGAAUAUUUGACUGUAUGGUCAACUCUACAACCAGAGACUCCAGCUCAUGAAGGAUGCAAAGAUGGCAGUUAAGUACCAAGCCUCUACUGUGACAAACUUUGAAUGUGACAACAGCAAAAUUGACUACAAGCAACCUUUUUUGGAUGGCAGCAAGCUUCGUAAUUCAGUUCAUGCAUUGAGAAACAACCCUAUCCGAGUUGCGACACUGUGCCUCGCCCUGCUGUGUGCUCUCCUAUUGGCUGGACUCAUAGGUCAGAGUGUUCACCAUCAAAAAGUAGAACAAGAUCAACAGAACAAGUUAACAACCAUGAGUAAAGCCAAAGAGGAUCUACAGGACCAACUGAAGGUCGAGCAAAGACAGAAAAGGGAUCUUGAGACCAUUCGAAAUGAUUUGGAGAUGACGAACAAUUACUUCUUAAGAAGGAAAGACCAGCUGCAGACCAAUAACAAUUUACUGACUGAAGAAAAAAAACAACUUCAACUUAGUCAAAGUCAGUUACAGGCCAGUCAUGAUGGUUUAAACAAAGAGGUGGAACAGCUAAAAGCCAGUAUAGACCAGUUGCAGACUACCAAAAAUGCCUUGUUUAAAGACAAAGACUUGUUACAAAUGCAAUUUGAUCUUGUCCUCAAACGCAAAAAUGAGCUCCAUGUGAGUUAUGACUCGGUGACUAAAGAAAGGGACAAUUUGCAGGAUGUAUUCCAUAACGUAAGCAGAACAAAAGGUGAGCUUCGAACGAGCUACAUGAAACUCAUUGAAGAAGUAGAACAUUUGCAAGAAAGACACAACUUCACUGCCUAUGAAAAAGACGAGGCAGCGAGCAGUCACCAAAACCUGCUGGAUGAAGUCCUCAAGCUGAAGGAAGAAUGCGACACUCUUAAAAUACAAGAAGAUCUUUUGACACAAAAAUUUGGGAAAGCGAUGUCAAACUACACUGAGUUUAAAUGUAAUAAUCAAACUAAAGAAAGAGAGAGAUUGCAGAAAAUGAAUGAAGAACUGACCGAAGAAAGAUCCCUGCUGCAAAUCGGAGUGGACAGUCUGAACGCAACCCUUGACAAAACGGCAUGCAAAAUGGGCUGGAGGAAAUUUGAGUCCAGCUGCUUCUUCACUUCUGUUGUCAAGAAAACAUGGACUCUAGCCAGAGAAUACUGCCAAAACAACGGAGCAGAACUGGCAAUCAUCACAAGCCAAAAGGAAAUGAGAUUCGUCAAUGGCUUGUAUAGAAGUGACCAAGAAGUUUGGAUUGGCCUGACCGAUAAAGGAGUUGAGGGGAAGUGGGAAUGGGUGGAUGGCACACCAAUGACUACAACGUUCUGGGGUAAAGGUCAGCCUAAUAGCCAUAGCGGGAGGAACCAGGACUGUGUUGAAUUCUGGCACCGAGCAUUAGGAGUGGGUGAAUGGAAUGAUGAGAACUGUAAGAUAUUACAAUAUUUUAUCUGUGAAAUUUAAUGUUAACGUUAGGAGAAAUCAUGUGAUCAUUUGCACAGAAUGAAACACAACAUUCAUAGAGUGGCGUACGAUGAGUAAUGUACUAUGGAGUUAGCAGAUGGCCUGUGUGGAGCUGGCGUUGAUACAGAUGGAUGUAGGUUGUUUAGAGCAAACUGCUUGGUUAAUAGGGGACUGAGAUUCCAAUCGAAGUGUGUGAUUACUGUAUGAAUUAAUCAUAUUUCUACAUAACUAAUAAAGGAUGACAUUUGUUUGUGCUUUACCCACAUGUGGAGGAUGGAGUUUCCACAUGUUUUAAAGUUUAAUCACCAGAAUAAAGGCAGGGUUGGUCAUUUUCUCCAGAUACAUUUUUUAAGAUUUAGGUUGAAAUUGUCUUUAGGUCCUGACAGAAAUUAAUAACUCAUGUGCUCUGAAAAAGGAACGAAGAUAAUCCGUCAUCUGUAGCAGUUUUAAGCCUGUAAAGACCUCGACCAAUGUCUGCCACGAGGUACCAAUUUAAUGAACCAAUCAUGCUUCCCUGUCUCCCUGCCUGUUCUCUACCCCUUGUGUUCACUAGCCCAAACACAAAGUGUGUCACCGAUGACAGAGUUUAAACAUUGAGUUUGUCGUUGGCCUUUGUCAGUUGUAAAAGGUUAAUGUUUACUUACCACUCAAUGAGACAUGAGACUCAUGCAUGUAAGUGAGGGGGCGUGGCUUUUGAGUGAGCACAGAGGGGAGGGGGUGUAGACAAAGCACUGAGGGAAUGCUACUUUCAAAAUCAUGCUAGUUUCCAAAAAUGACCAACCCUGCUUUUAAUGCUUAUGCAAAGAGUACUUUUCCUUUUGUGCUUUUGAUGGAGCAGCUUAAACUCAGCUUGCAAACAUGGUCAAAUAUGUCUUUUGAAUGAUUUCUUCACAUGUUUUUGUUUUUAAUGUCCCUGUAGUGUUUUUUUAGUGAUUCUUGUGAGAUCAGAAAGGGUGAACACACACAAUGUAAUGUUCUCUACGGCUCUUUUUAAAGUUUAAAACAAAUCUGUAUGGGUUGGAUUUAAAGAUGCGGGGACAGGAAAAGGUCUUUCUUAUAACAGACGUUGUUGUGUUGCAUUAUGGGAAGUGUAGUAUUUAUGUUUUCGGAUCUUGAAUAAUACUAGGGGACCAUAAUAAGGAAUGAUUACUCAGCCUCUGAAGCUGAAACAUUUUCAGUUGAUUUUGUCAUCAGUCUAUUUUCAGUCCCAAUCUUCUGGGAAGAAUAAUCAAAAUCAAAGCGGUAGCCAACUCAUUUACAUAAACUGUUUACUUUCUGGUGACUUUCCUCUCUUGCUGUACAUUAUACUUAAUCUUAAAAAUGUAACUCCAUUCUCUUCUUCAUAAAUACCAUUACAUUAGGUGUAGUCUACAUGUAGAAUUUUUCUGUUUUAACCAUUCAGUUAUAAGGACCUCAAUGACACGUCAAUCAUUUGAAAACUAUUUACCUUUACCAAAUAUGUUGGGAUAUUUUAAUGAUGGUUCAUCAAAACAAUAAAAACAUUUUGCUCACAAUCUUA